Molecule: messenger RNA, 1059 nt
Organism: Lactuca virosa
Lineage: Eukaryota; Viridiplantae; Streptophyta; Magnoliopsida; Asterales; Asteraceae
Source: the annotation of a GenBank genome assembly
AUGAGAAAGCUUCAAUGGGGUUUUUUGGUUAUGCUCCUUUUGAACUUGGAGACUCUAUCUAUCGCUUGUCCAACAUGUGAACCACCAUCUCCACCUACUAAACCACCAUAUCUCCCACCAAUUAUGGUCAAACCACAACCAUCACCUCCAAAAUUCACCCCACCAGUGUAUAAACCACCGCCACAAUCAUCUCCACCCUCCUUUCCAAAACCACCAACCACCAGUCCUGCUCCUCCAACUAUCAAACCACCUUAUUCCCCUAAACCACCAUUUAUACAUCCACCCACCGUUAAACCACCAACCACCACACCUAGUCCGACUCCACCAACAACUAAGCCACCCUCCGUACAUCCACCCAUCGUUAAACCACCUUAUUUCCCAAAGCCACCAUCCGUACACCCACCCGUCGUUAAACCACCUUAUUUCCCAAAGCCACCAUUCUUACAUCCACCCGUGGUUAAACCACCUUAUUUCCCAAAGCCACCAUCCGUACAUCCACCCGUGGUUAAACCACCUUAUUUCCCAAAGCCACCAUUCGGUCAUCCACCCAUUGUUAAACCACCUUAUUUCCCAAAGCCACCAUUCGUACAUCCACCCAUCGUCAAACCACCAUUUAUACAUCCACCCAUUGACAACCCACCAUUGGUACGUCCGCCAUUUGUACAUCCGCCAAUAGUAAAACCACCAUUUGUACAUCCACCUUUUUGGCCAAAACCACCUCUUUUGUUUCCACCGGUAGAAAUACCACCAAAAAUAUAUCCACCUAGUCAUCCUAUGCCACCGGUAAUUUUGCCACCAAUUUAUCCACAUUAUGCGUCACCACCGCCGCCGCCGCCACCACCACCACCACCACGUGUCACAAAACCACCACCUACUCCAGUAAUUUUUCCACCACCAACUGCUAAAAGACCACCUCAUCCACCAAUAGUGCAUCCUCCUCCAUCACCAGUUGUAAAGCCAUGCCCACCACCACCACCACCUCCAAUACCAUGCCCACCACCCCCACCGCCGUCAGUGCCAUGCCCGCCACCAUUGAAAUCGGUGCAAGAAAAAUCUUGA